CUUGUCUGCCAAGCCCAACCCAUCUUUCUCUACUCGGAUGUUUUACUGCCGUAAUCAAUUCGAAUACGUCGAACCAUCAAUAGGCCGGUGCUGUGACGACACCGCAAUGGAGAUCAAGACGCGCAAGACACACAAGAAGUCGCGAAAAGGAUGUCUUGCUUGUAAAGCCCGCCAUGUGAAGUGCGAUGAGCAACAGCCAAUCUGCGCGAACUGUGUUAAGCAAGACACGCCGUGUGAAUAUCCAGCGACAAAAGGUCGUGAAGGGUCCAAAGACUCGCCAUUGCUUGUCACUUCGAUCUAUACACCCUCAUCAACAGAAGGCGGGCUAUUCGAGCAGUCUCCAAGUCUGCUAUCUACACCAGCCCAUAAUUCAACUGCGCUCAACGUCCUCCACUUGCGCCUUUUGCAUCAUUAUACGACUGUCACUGCUCGAAGUCUCGGAGCGGACCCAGAGGCUCGUGAAGCCUACGCAAGCGUAGUAGUAGACACCGCUUUUGAGUGUCCCUUCCUCCUUCACAUGAUACUUGCUCUUUCUGCCCUCCAUCUCAGUCGGCUUUUAGAGUGUGGCCCAGAAGCCGUCGAGUACGCUCUGAUAGGGAGUAGACACCAUGACAUUGCGCUUGCAUCGUUUCAAGGUUCUGUUUGUGACAUCAAUGAAAGCAAUUUCAAAGCUGUCUUCAUGUUUGCAGGAGUCCUAUUCCCAUACUCGUGUGCAAGCUCCAUUGAUUCCGGUCACGAUGCAGACCAUGCAUUCGAAGUCCUGAUGGUACAAUUCUCCUUGACCAGAAGAGUCCGACCAAUGGUUUCAAGCUUCUACAAUGCAAUCAAAGUCUCUUGGAGCAAUUCCGACCUCUAGAAAUAUAGAUCGAGGUGGGUCCGCUGUGGAUAAGUUUUGUCAAUGUUGAAAGACAAGCGUACUGGGCUUAGACAGGUUUCAAAUAAUUCUUUCUAUUUUUGUGGAGCUCACACGUUUACUAAGUAGAUUGGGAAAAUCCGGAGAUGGGUAUCACCUAUUCUCUAAUAUCGAAAGACCUCGAUGAGAGUCAUAUUAUUUGAUUUACCAAAUAAUAUAAUCUCACUAUAUAACAAUAAUGUCUUGCAG
Aaosphaeria arxii CBS 175.79 is the source of this 1102-nucleotide messenger RNA. RefSeq lists its product as uncharacterized. Gene Ontology annotation, biological process: regulation of transcription by RNA polymerase II. The transcript is spliced from 2 exons. NCBI's taxonomy places the organism in Eukaryota, Fungi, Ascomycota, Dothideomycetes, Pleosporales. The coding region runs from base 107 to 856 and encodes 249 amino acids. Gene Ontology annotation, molecular function: DNA-binding transcription activator activity, RNA polymerase II-specific; zinc ion binding. The record is from RefSeq and is a predicted model, not a curated record.